AUGUCAGUAAAACUUAGAGAACUUAUUCGAAGCAUUCGAAACUGCAAAACCGCGGCAGAGGAAAGAUCAGUUGUUGCUAAGGAGUGCGCUCUGAUUAGAACAGCUUUUAAGGAAGAGGACAAUAUUUAUAGACACAGAAAUGUAGCUAAAUUGUUAUUUAUAAAUAUGCUAGGAUACCCUACAUAUUUUGGUCAGAUAGAAUGCUUAAAAUUGAUAGCUUCAAAUAAAUUUACGUUUAAAAGAAUAGGAUAUUUAGGGUUAACCAUUUUGUUAGAUGAAAAUACGGAUAUUUUAAUGUUAGUAACAAACUCUAUUAAGAAUGAUUUAAGAAAUAGUAAUCAGUAUAUUAAUGGACUAGCUUUAUGUGCAUUAGGAAAUAUUGCGAAUAGUGAAAUGUGCUCUUCUUUAAGACAUGAAAUUGUUGAAAUGAUGAAUAUUAACAAUCCAUAUAUUAAAAAGAAAGCUGUUAUGUGUGCAAUACGUAUAUUAAAGAAAACAAAUGAUAUUGAAGAGUUAUUCAUUGAAAAAAUUAGUAAUCUGUUAGAUGAUAGAAACCAUGGGGUUUUAAGUGCAGGUGUAACAUUAAUGUUAACAUUAAUAGAAAAAAAUCCACAGUAUAAACAUAUCUUAAGAGUAUAUACUAGUAAAAUUGUGAAAAUUUUAAAAAGUUGUGUCAUGUCAGGUUAUUCACAUGGAGCUGAAUAUGAUAUAUAUGGUAUUAAUGAUCCUUUUCUUCAAGUGAAAAUUUUAAAAUUGUUAAAAUAUUUGAAUUGUGAGGGUACAGGACGUAGUGGUAAUUCCAAUAAGCAGAACAGAGGAUCUAUAAAUAACAGAAAUGAUGAAUGUGACAAAAAUCAGUCGAGUAAGAAUUUCACAUCUGAUGAAUUCAUGACAAGACAGGACGUGCAUGCACACACGGAGGGGAAGGUUACAAACAUGGAGGGUACAUAUCAUGACGUUAAUAGUAAUAUAAAUAAUAAUAGUAAUAUUAGUGAUAGUUAUAAUAGUAAUAGGAAUAAUAAUAUUAGUAAUAAUAAUAUUAGUAAUAAUAAUAAUAGUAAUGUUAGUAAUAGUAAUGUUAGUAAUAGUAAUGUUAGUAAUAGUUUAUACGAUAUGGACGAAGUGAAUUCAGUGUUAGCGCAAGUAGCAACAAACACCGAUUCUUUGAAAAACGUUGGUAACGCAAUAUUAUACGAAUGUGUUAAAACUAUUACGUACAUUUCGUCAGAUCCUGGUUUGUUAGUACUAGCUGUAAAUGUGCUAGGAAAAUUUUUACAAAAUAAUGACAACAAUAUAAGGUAUGUUGGAUUAUGUACUUUACAGAAAUUAUUAAAAAAGGAUCCAAAAACAUUACACAUAUAUAGAAAUACUAUAAUAGAAUGUCUAAAAGAUCAAGAUAUAAGUAUAAGGAAAAAAGCAUUAGAUGUUGCCUUUGCACUUAUAACAAAAGAUUCAUUAAAAGUUAUGAUUAAAGAAUUGUUAAAUUACUUACUAGUUGCUGAUAUGGAAAUAAAAAGUGAUAUUGUUUCUAAUAUAUGUGUAGCUGUAAAUAAAUAUGCACCUAAUGUGCAGUAUUUGUUGGAUACAUAUAUAAAACUAUUUUGUCUAGCUGGAAAUUUUAUACAAGAUCAUAUUAAAGACGAUUUUAUUUAUUACCUAUUACAAAAUCCAGAGUUCCACUCAUAUGUCGUUUUUAAAAUAUUUUUUUCAAUAAAAGAAAAUAUAGAUCAAUAUGCAUUAAUACAAGUUGGCAUAUGGUGUAUUGGUGAAUUAGGAGACAUAUUAAUACAAGAAAAGAAUAUCGGACCCGAUGAAGAAGUUAUUACCGUAACUCAUGAUGAUGUAUUUAAUUUAUUAGAAAAAAUUGUAAAGACGUAUGAACGAAACGGAAUUAAAGAACUUCAUAAUAUUAAUAUAAAAGACCCAAUCCAUAAUAUUAUAUAUAAUAAAUCUCUGAACAUCUUAGAGGAUAAUUCUAACAUCGGUAAUAACAGCAACAGUAACAGUAAUAGGAACAGAAGUAAUAACAGUAAUAGUAAUAUUCAUAGCAGUAAUAAUAAUAUUCGUAUUAGUAGCUGCGGUGGGAGUGCUAACACAAAUGCCUUCAUAUGUUGUAAUAUUAACGAAAAUGCAAAUAACGACGAUAACAAUAUUAUUAUGCAGUAUAUAUUGAUGUGCUUAAAUAAGUUGACUGUAAGAUUUCCAACUCAAAAAAAUAAAAUAGAAAAAAUUAUACAAAGAUAUAAAAAAAAUAAAUGUAUAGAAAUACAACAAAGAGCUUGUGAAUUUCAUGCAUUCAUGAAUCCACAGUGGGAUGAUAUUAGGGAAGACAUCCUAUUACGUAUACCUCCAUGUACUAAAAAAGUUAACAGAAGGAAAAAUACAAAUCAAGAAGAUGUAGAUCCAUUAUAUAAUGAUACAGUCAUUGAUAGUUCUAAUAAACAAAAUGCGCCUACUGAUGUACCGAAUGAUGCUCAGUCUAAUAAUAGUGCCUACGUCGACUUACUAGAUCUUGAUGAUGUUCUGGGAAUACAAAGUACCGUUAGCAAAAAUGAUGAUCCAAACAAUUUUAGAAGCACAAACUGUAUUAGUAACAUUAACAAUUUUAGCAGCAGCAGGGAACAUACUACUUUUCUCAUGAAGGAUAACAAUAUAGAUAUGAAUAAGACAUCCAAUCCAGAUAGUAACCUGAACAUAAAUGAUUCACAUUUUAACAAGGUAGACACAUUAAAUAUUAGUGAUACGUUCAAAAUAAAUAACUCUCCUACAAAGGAUAAUCCUACCAUAGAUAAUAUUGUCUCGUGUGACUCUAUUCAAAAAAUUGAGAAUAAUUCUGAACUUGUGCAUAAAAAAAAUGAAGAUAUUUUGGCAGACCUUUUCGGAAGCAUUUCAAUUGAUCAGCCCAAAGAUAAUAUGCAAAAUGGCUCAAGCCAAAACGGCAAUAACUCCGUAAACCUUUUGGACGAUAUACAAACUGUGGAGCACGGCGAUAUUCUAAACCUAAACUUAAUUGAUGACAAAUCAGAGAAAAAGAAAGUUCUAAUACAACCAAUGAAAAUAUACGAUAAAAAUAAUAUUGAGAUGAGCUUUCACUUUGAAAAGGAAGACUUAGACUCAGAAAACACCAUUAUCAAAGCUACCUAUUCUAAUAAAUCAAGCUCGUUAAUAUCGUCCUUCAUCUUUGAGGCCGUUGUUCCCAAUUACGUGAAGAUGGAAAUAUUGGCAGCAUCCUCCAGAGAACUGCUGCCUUUUAAAGAAAAUAUAAUUAAACAAGAUUUGAAAAUUGUUAAUAAGCUCUUUAAAAAGAAACCUGUACUUAUGAAAGUUAGGAUAUCAUAUACCAAGAACAACGAGAAUUUUCAGGAUUUCAUUAAUAUAGGCAAUUUUCCGGAUGCUUUAUAA
Plasmodium malariae is the source of this 3402-nucleotide messenger RNA. RefSeq names its product AP-1 complex subunit gamma, putative. Gene Ontology annotation, molecular function: clathrin-cargo adaptor activity. The coding region runs from base 1 to 3402 and encodes 1133 amino acids. Gene Ontology annotation, biological process: receptor-mediated endocytosis; intracellular protein transport; Golgi to vacuole transport. The record is from RefSeq and is a predicted model, not a curated record. Gene Ontology annotation, cellular component: AP-1 adaptor complex; membrane coat. The transcript has 4 exons. Lineage: Eukaryota; Apicomplexa; Aconoidasida; Haemosporida; Plasmodiidae.